AUGCUGCGCUACGCGAUCUGUAAUAGAAAGUAUUUACAAAUACCGAUAUUAUCAAAUUCUUUAUCAACAAAUCAGUUCAAUGAAUCAAAAGUUUAUAAUUUCACUUCAAGAUUACAAUCUCUGGCAGAUAAAAGUAAAAAUAUUUUAAUGAAUCGUGAUCCUUAUUGUCCACCAGAAGAUGUUGAAUUACGUAUUGAAGCUUUAAGUAAAAAGUUAUUCAAUUUGAGUUCAUCAAACAAUAAUCAAUGGAAAGCUUAUCGUUUUCAGAAUAAUGAUGAAAAAUAUAAAAUAUUUACCGCAUGUAUUACAGAGUUUAACCAUCAUAUUGCCAAUAGUUACCUUCAUGAAAUUAAUUCUAUUGAAGAUUUAAUCAGCUAUUUUAUGACACCAGUAGAAACACCAGAUUUUUUAUAUAAAUUAACAUCAGAUGCCAGAAAUAAUGUUUGUCAAUUACCACCGAAUUUAAAUAUACAAUUAGAACCAGUACGUUAUAAUCCAAAUGAAGAUCAUUUUUUCAAAGUUAAUGCUUAUCCUGGUCGAUCAACAAUUGUUAGUAAUUUGGCUGCUACUAGAAACUAUCCAAGUUAUCGUGUUAGUCGUUUAAAACGUAUUCGAGUUGAAUAUGAAGAUAUGUAGUCAAGAUUAUCCUUCAAUGAUGUUGUAUAGGCAUUAGUAUAUUUAUGUACCAAUGCAAAUCUGUAUAUUCAUGUAUUGUUUUCAAUGAAAAUAUACUUUAAUAAUCUAUAUGAUAAAGAUUUUCUUCUGUUUUUUUCUUUUUACUUUUGUGUUGUUUAAACCUGUAUAUCCUGGGACCACCAAUUAAGUAAUGCAGUUGUUAGGAAACGGGUACUAGGUAAGGAUGGCAUAUCAAUUGAUGGAGUAGUGAAACUUCAUCAGUUGAGAUGGCUGGGUCACGUGUUACGUAUGCCCAACCCAACCACCGACUGCUCCGACGUGCGAUGUUCAAUGGUAUAGGAGUAGAUUGGAAGAAAGCUAGGGGCGGUCAGACCAAAACAUGGCACAAGUCCAUGAAGUCACUGACAAGUGGUCUGAGUCAUGUUGGUAGGUGUAGACUACCUGGUUGGGGACCGCGAGAUGAUAGC
Schistosoma haematobium is the source of this 1103-nucleotide messenger RNA. RefSeq names its product 54S ribosomal protein L50, mitochondrial (gene MRPL50). Bases 1 to 636 code for a protein of 211 amino acids. The record is from RefSeq and is a predicted model, not a curated record. Lineage: Eukaryota; Metazoa; Platyhelminthes; Trematoda; Strigeidida; Schistosomatidae. Gene Ontology annotation, cellular component: mitochondrial large ribosomal subunit; mitochondrion. The transcript is spliced from 4 exons.